CUGUCUAUCUUGUUUAAGUAUUCUCAUUGAAGAAAUCUUGUUUCUUGUUUAUUUACCUAAACAUUACUGUAUUUAUGAUCAUAAACAUUCUAAAAAGCAUGUCUUGUGUGUGACGCUCUAGUCCUGCGCAUGCGCCGUGGUCUGUUGUUUUGCUGCUGCGGUCUCUUUAAGCGCUGUGUAACAUGACUCCGGCUCUCGUCUUCUCUUCUCCUCUCGGCUCGCCUCGGAUCUGCUGACGUGUCGGCAGCGGCUCUGCGAUCAACAGCUGCCAGCAUGGCUGCACCGAAGCCCUGCUUUUAUUAUGUUUUUACACUUGUUCUGUACGCGUGUUUUCCUCGGAGCAGCGCGGAGCGGCGCUUCUCGGAUCUGAAGCGAUGCGCGGAUGAAGAAUGCAGCAUGCUUCUCUGUCGAGGGAAGGCCGCCAAGGAUUUCACAGGGCCGGACUGCCGGUUUCUCUCUUUUAAGAAAGGAGAGACGAUCUAUGUAUAUUAUAAACUCUCAGGGCAGAGAUCGGACGUGUGGGCUGGGAGUAUUGGAAACCACUUCGGUUAUUUCCCAAAGGACUAUCUUAAUAUAAAUCAUAUAUAUACUGAAAAAGAAUUGGAAGUACCAACAGAUGAAACCGAUUUUGUCUGCUUUGCGACUGGGCUCGAUAAAUUUGAAAGCUAUGACAUAGAUGUGUUAUUAGGCAGCACAUUGUUGCUAGAAAAUGAGGAUUCAACAGAAGAAUCCAAAGAACCAGCUCAGAAUCCAGAUGCAUCUCAAACGACGACCACCGAAUCAGUGGAGACUCUUGAAUCAGAGUCAUUAGAUUCAGAAUCAACAUCGAUUCUUGGAUCAGAGUCAGCUGAAUCAGAAUCACAAUCGGCACAUGAAUCAAAGGCAGUUGAUUCAGAAUCUCAUCUUGAAUCUGAGUCAGUAGAUUCAGAUUUGAUUCUUAAAUCAGAGUCGGUUGAUUUAGAAUCACAGUCGGUUCAUGAAUCAGAGUCAGUUGAUUUAGAAUCACAGUCGGCUCAUGAAUCAAAGGCAGUAGAUUCAGAAUCAUCACUUCUUGUUGAAUCAAAGGCAGUUGAUUCAGAAUCAGCAUCACAUCUUGAAUCAGAGUCAGUAGAUUCAGAUUUGAUUCUUGAAUCAGAGUCAGUUGAUUUAGAAUCACAGUCCGCUCAUGAAUCAAAUGCAGUAGAUUCAGAAUCAUCACUUCUUGUUGAAUCAAAGGCAGUUGAUUCAGAAUCAUCACUUCUUGUUGAAUCAAAGGCAGUUGAUUCAGAAUCAGCAUCACAUCUUGAAUCAGAGUCAGUAGAUUCAGAUUUGAUUCUUAAAUCACAGUCAGUUGAUGAAGAAUCUGCAUCACUUCUUGAAUCAGAGUCAGUUAAUUCAGAAUCACAGUCGGCUCAUGAAUCAAAGGCAGUUGAUUCAAAAUCUGCAUCACAUCUCGAAUCAGAAUCAGUAGAUUCGGAAUCGAUUCUUGAUUCAAAGGUAGUUGAUUCUGAAUCUGUAGAAGCUCCUGAAACAGAGACGUUACUGAAAUCUACUGAAGAGGACCUUCAUCCAAAGACAGAUGUUUCAUCAGAACCGAUAUCUGAAUCUAAAGAUGCACUAACAGAAGACACAGGAGAUAUUCCAAUAAGUCAAGAUGCUGAAAUCAUUUCAGAGGAUGUAGAAACAGAACCAACUGAUUCUGAUGCGCAAGAAAUUGAUUAUUCUGAAGUUUUGCACAACCAAAGCGACUCUGAUUUUGAGCCACUUGAAACACAACCAGCAGGUUUAGAUGUAGUACACGAAGAAGCUGCUGAAACAGAGCUAAGUGAUAAAGACAUACCACUACAAACACCAGAGAAAACACUCGAGGAUGAGGACAGGUCAAGCUCUAAAGAUGCUUUCAAAACAGACCAUGAAGGUGUAACACAAGAGACUGAAUCUCUCGAGGAAUCGCUUUCAGCUGCUAAUGUUAAAGAACAAGCUGGUCUUGAGGGCACACGUGCACAAAGUGAUUUUGAAGAACUGGCUAAUGCAGAUGAAGCCGUAGACAUUAAAAUCCCAGAAUCUUCUCAUCUUCCACAAGACGCUAAAACUCCUUCGGAUGCGAGUGAAAACGUCUCAUCUGAACCAGCAUUGGAAACGCACACUGAGUCCGAAAAGGCAUUAAAUGUGAGUGAAAUCACUGAAGAACAUCCAAAGAAGGUAGACACGAAAAAGAUGGAAAACUUUAAAGACCUUCUUCAGAAGGCCAGCAUGAACAAGAAUGAAAACGCACACACAAACACUUCAGACGAUCCUCAGGAUGCACUUACGAACAACAGCGAAAAACUGAGUGAAACGAUUGGUGAAGAUGAGACGUUAAAGGAGGAACUUGUUACAGAAAGCCCAGAAACUGCACCUCUGUUUCACCAAACGGAGGAACAGCUCAAUAAAGUCAAGAACGAACUCGUGAAUCUACUGAAAAACACACUGGAAUCAGAACAACAGAGUCCUGAAGAUGAAGAGGACGUGGAUGAAGAUGCCCAAGAGCUUUUAGAAGAUGAAAACGCUCUUCUUUCUUCUAAACUUCAGCUCACAGAAGACAUACAUGAACUUGAAGAAAACCAACAACCUGAAGGCCAUCAAUCGAUCGAAUCCCAACAAAGCGAAAACCCCACAAAACAAGAAGAAGAAAAGGAGGUGGUUCGUCUUCCUCCCGAGGAGCCUGAGUAUAGCGAUAACGUGCUGAGGCUCACAAUCUUACGCGAUCACCUGAAAGACGAGGAGAUGGAGCGCAUGCAGAAGUAUUUUGGACUGAAGAACCUGUUCAAAAUCGAGGCCAUGUUUUCAGAUCUAGAUCUGGAGAUGAAGUCUGUGAGAGAGCUGCAGACGGACACGGAGGAAAUCGAGCGAACGCUGGACCAGAUCAUGGAGGCCUCGGAGAACGCGAUUCUCGACGCCACAGAGGACAUCUUGAACGAAAGCGAGCGGAAAUCUCAGCAGAAGGAGCCAGAAGCGUAUGAUUUCGAGGCUGCCGUCUUCGACGCUUUCCAGGAGAUUGCGUUCGCCUUACGACAGAAGUAUUCAGCGGCCAGCGACAGCGCACCAUUGCUCGAAGAAGAGCUCCUUGCAUCUGAAACAGAUGAAAAAGUUGGCUCUGAAGAGGAGAAGGCUUUGGACAGUGACAUCGAAAUGAUUGAACCACCCAAGAAUCCUGAAAUACACGAGGAGCAAAACGAGUCUGAAGUGAAUCUGAAUUCUGAAUUAAAUAUGAACGAAGACUUGCCUCGCACUAAAGACGUGGGUCUGGAGGAGGACGGGGGUCAUUUCAACAGAAACAAAGAUGCUCCGUUAGGGUUUGAAGACACUGAGGAGAUUCAAAAGGGGCCUCAUGCUAUUUUGGAGAAGCCUGUGGACAUCGGCUUUCACUUCGAAGUGGAUCCAUCCUCAGGUUCAUUGGAGUCUCCAAGUGUCUCUGAUUUCCAUGACACUGAAGCAAGCAGUGAUUCCUCCGGCUCAACUUCAGAUGAGGUCUGGGUUUCUGUGCAUCUCGUCAAAGAAUAUCUUGGAGUGUACGGAGAAAUUGUGAUCACUGCUCUUCCGGAGGAAUGGCGACCGGGUCCCGAUUUCCACGGUGUCCCCUGGGAGCCGGUGAUGGCUACAGUUGUGGUCGGGGCCCUCACAGUCCUGAUGUUCUUCUGGAGAAGCGUUCUCGCUAUCAAAGGCAGAACAUAUCAAUUGACUGAAAAGCAGCUUCGGGACAAGAUCCAGCAGCUUCUCAACGAGAAAUCUGAUGCUGCCAACAAGAUCACGGAGUUAAACGACAUGAUAAAAGAGCGUGAAGAACAGCUGAAGAACUCUGAGAAAUCCCUGAGUUCAAGCCAACAGGAAGUCAAAGGACUGAAGAGUUGUCACCAGAAGCUCCAGAGCCAGUGGGAGCAGAUGUCUGGAAGCGUUUCACAGCUCAACCAGAAAAUAGCAGACACACAGGAAGAAAAUUCAAAUCUUAAUGUGAAGAUUGCCAAAAUGCACCAGAGGAUCGAGAAAUACCAGAAAACACUGAAGAGCUAUGAUGAGGAGCGUGCAAAGGUUCAUGUCCUCAUGGAUGAAGCCAAACUCAGAGAAGAUGCCUUCAAGGCUCAGGUUCUGUCCUUUGAGAAAGAAAACGGCGCUUUAAAAGAGCAGAAGAAAUCUCUCCUCCGUGAUGCUAAAGACUGGCAGGAGAAGCACAGGAAACUGAGCGAGGAGAUCCGAGUUUACCACAAAUCCCAGAAAGAGCUGGAAGACUCUCUGGUGCACAAGGAGAAUGAGAUCGACGUUUUGUCCAGCUGUAUUGCAGAGCUCAACCGUCUGGGAGCCGGUGAUCUUGGAGAACUACAGAAAGAUGAUGCUAAAAUGUCUAAUGGAGAAGAUGCUGAGAAGAAGAUGGACAGCAUGAGACUGCGAAUCAAACAGAUGAUGGACGUCUCCAGGAUUAAAGCGACUCUCGGUGUCAUUGAAGACGAGAGGAAUCGCUACAUGGAAAGUCUUCUCGCCGAGCAGAAAGCCAGACAGGAGCUGGAGGAGCAAUAUCAGAAGGUCAUGCAUGAACAGAUGAAUCUGAACAAUGAGAAAAAGCAUCUGGAGAACCAGUUCAAGACCCUGCAGCAGAGGCUGGAGAUCACCACUGAACUCUACCAGCAGAAAGAGAACGCACUUCAGCAGAAACUGACUCAGGAGGAGCUGGAGAGACACGAGAAGGAGUCGAAGCUGUCGGAGGUGGACAGUAAAGCCCUGCGCUCAGAGGAGGAGGUGAGAGUCCUCAAACAGAAGAUCAAGGACAUCGAGGAGGAGAUGCAGCAGAACGAACGCUCUCUGAAGUCUGAGGUGGCAAUCCAGGAGAAGAAAGCCCAUGAGAACUGGUUAAAAGCCCGCACCUCUGAACGAACUCUGGUGGAGGAAAGAAGAGAGUCGGCCAACCUUCGUCAGAAGCUUGUGGAGUACAGAGAAAAAAUAGCAAAUCUGGAGGAAAGUCUGUUCAAACUCAACUCUGGACCUCCGGAUCGCCACAUGCUUCCUCAGAGAAGAGGUGAUUCGUACGGGCCGUCUCCUGUGAGUGGGGGGGCUCCCUCCCCUCCUCUAAUGAUGGAGGGUCCCGGACGCCCCCCCUCUGCACCUGUGGGGCGACGGGGCGAUCCGUUCGGUCCACGACCCCCGUCUGACCCUCACGGACGCUUCUCAGACCUCGGACACCCGCUGCCUUCCAGACCAGACAUGUUUCCUCCGAUGACUUCAUCUCCCUGUGCACACGAUGGACCGAUGCAGACGGCACCGGUCAGUGAGACGGCCGAGGCCUCCGAGCAGGUCUCGUCUGAGCCCAUAGAGCCCCUCUCCAAGUCUCAGAGUCAAGGAACCUUCCUCCCGUCUCCCAUCCGGGAUUCUCCAGUUCCACCGCCCAAAUCUUACGGACCCCCGGUCAUGCCUCCUAUGAUGAGCCGACCACCCAAUGGCCACCUGCCCAUGAUGCCCCCAGAGCCGCGCUUCAGACCACCACCCAUGGACUCGUACGGCCCUCCUCCUCCGAUCGGGCCAUUUGGACCUGUCCCACCACCAUAUGGACGAGGCCCGCCGUUGGGACCGAGGGACAUCCCGCCCGAAUUCUUCGGCCCUCGCGGACUCCCCCCUCGCCCCUUCCCUCCCGGAGCCAUGAUCCCGCCUCCGUACGGUGGGCGUGGUUUCCCAGGACCCCCUCCGCUGAUCCCUCAGAGCUCCAGAGACGGCGAGGGGAGCGCCACACCAGCCAACGAGCCGCCCACAGACGCAUCCCAUCAGCACUGCGAGCCGUGACCUGAGAACGUGCCGAUUCGCCAGCUUGACUUUGUCACGUCCUGAUUCUUAACCAUCACAGUCUGGUUCGGGUGGAAGAAAACGCAUAAUUUAGUUUGAAUAGCACAUUUGAGAUUGAAAUAAUGAGGGUUUUGAUUUUAUACACGAGCGAACCUUUCCUAUGGAAAUAGUUUGGUUUAAUAUGCAUUACGAUUUUUUUUCCGGUGGUUGUCAUGUGGUUCAAUUAUAAUCCCUACCACUCGACCCAGUGCUGAUGCAUUCUGGGAUGUCAAACUGAUACUUAGGCACGUCGUGAAGCCAUUUCCUCAUGCCUUCAAUGUGAGAGGACUCUGAAGAGACUUUACAUAAUUUUUAUGCCUUUUCACCAUUUUUGACCGCCCAUAUUACCGCUUUUAGUCUGUUUCGCCAGCUCGCCUGUUUGUUUUAUCGUUUGAUUCCUCGUGCGUCUGCUCUCAUGAUUUCUUUUCCUAGCGGAAAGGCACAUAUGAUGUCAUAUUGACAAAGUAUUUCUACAUUUCUUUCAGCUGCAUAUACAAUAAAAUAUUCCUCCGAAUCAGACACAAUAGAAACCGGUGAACGUCGUGUGUUUGUGCCUCCGAGCUUUCGUCGUCAACGGGUGAUUUAAAUUUAUUAUUGGAUGUUGCAUCUGAUGAUGAGACACGAGCAGAAUUAAUUUGACAAACUCUGGGAAUUGUGACAGUAAACAUUCAUGAAAACGAAUUCAUUCAAUUCAUGCAUGAAUGAUUUUAAGUGUUGCACAUUCAUCAAAAAUGAUUCAUUUGAACUGCAAUAAUUUAUAUAUACAACUUUAAAUAUAACUAUUUCUUCCCAGAAUGGUUUUACCCACAGAAAAUCUGCUCGUGUUUCAUGAACGAGGCCCAUGAAUUAUGUACUUUGGGUUUCUGAUGCAAUGCUUUUGGAAUCAAAAUGGAAAAAUACUCAAUACUUAAAAUCCAUCAACCAUUUUCUUUGGUCUUACUUUCUUGUCAUAUAUUGUUUUGUUCGAUGUUAGAGUAAAUUAUUUUAGGAAGUGUGUUGAGGAUGUAUCUUGUGCGCAGAAAGAGUGUUUGCAUCAUGUGUUAAUCCUGGAAAAGAAACCAUUUUAAACAAGGUGGCAUUGAUUUCACAGAAAUGAAUGAGUUGAAUAAAGCUGCUUUUUUUCCUGUA
Molecule: messenger RNA, 6951 nt
Organism: Carassius auratus (goldfish)
Lineage: Eukaryota; Metazoa; Chordata; Actinopteri; Cypriniformes; Cyprinidae
Gene: mia3
Product: MIA SH3 domain ER export factor 3
Exons: 28
Coding region: 274-5784 (1836 amino acids)
Biological process (GO): protein secretion; vesicle cargo loading; endoplasmic reticulum to Golgi vesicle-mediated transport
Cellular component (GO): endoplasmic reticulum membrane; endoplasmic reticulum exit site
Molecular function (GO): protein binding
Source: RefSeq, a predicted model, not a curated record